AUGGUUUGCAAAGGGAUCUGGUAUGGGUGCUACCCGAACCCAGCCAUAGCCAUCAAAGGGUGUACCUGCACACAUCUCUGGCUAGAUGGCUAUGGUGUGGAUGAUUUUAUAAUCAGAGUCCACCCAAACACACAACUACCGGAUGAGCCCUUCACAGGCACGACUGAAAUCAAACGAAUUAUUAUUCAAAACUCACCAAAACUGGAGGGGUUUGGCUCUAAGGGUGGGAAAGGAUUUUUUACAAACCUCGGCAAGUCAUUAAAGGGUCUGGUGAUCGACAAUAACCCUGGUAUUCGUAAUGAUGAGUGGGCGAGAAUAGCCCCAGAAUUAGGGGCAGGACUCCCGCUUAUUGUUCAAGGAGCCAAAUGUGGUUAUCCACCUGAGACCAGGGGCAAGAAUUUUGGAAAUCAAUUCAUCCAAAACCUAAAAGCCUCGGACCCGUACGCCACCACAACAUCCCCGUCUCCGAUAACCUCCAUUCCCAUCACCACUACUACAGAGAAAAGUGGUGCCACGGGUGGGCACAACCAUUCACUGGUCAUAGCCAUGGCUUCCAUAGGAAAUAUACUUCUGGUUCGUUGGUAUCAAUCCAUUCUCAAAGCCGUGCCUUUGUUUGCCUUUUAAGUGAUCCGUGUAUUGAUUACUAUGUUUACUGUAUUUUUGUAUUUAUUUGCUUUAAUCAAUAUUAAAAUGUCC
Messenger RNA from Oppiella nova, 696 nucleotides. NCBI's taxonomy places the organism in Eukaryota, Metazoa, Arthropoda, Arachnida, Sarcoptiformes, Oppiidae. The record is from the annotation of a GenBank genome assembly.